Messenger RNA from Suillus paluster, 278 nucleotides. RefSeq lists its product as uncharacterized. The record is from RefSeq and is a predicted model, not a curated record. The transcript is spliced from 2 exons. Bases 37 to 273 code for a protein of 78 amino acids. NCBI's taxonomy places the organism in Eukaryota, Fungi, Basidiomycota, Agaricomycetes, Boletales, Suillaceae.
GAGGAGGUAUAGAGCUUGAUUUGUCCCGCAUGGCACAUGGGAGUCACUGGUCUAAUUGCUACGAUCUGUGAGUAUCUAGCUGCUCUACUGUCCCCCGCAGUUGCUAAAUCAAUAUAUCUAGCCCUACUUUAUUAUACUGUCACCGAGAUGCCCCGGUGUAUUGUGGGUGAUCAAAUUAGGUUACUCUUCGUUACAGGUGUUUCAUUGUCCUUAUGUAUCUCCCGCCUGCGGCGCUGCGUCCUGUGUGUGAACAUAUUUCCCUUUCUUGUGUGACGUGU